CGUUCACGCCCACCCUCCAGGAGCCACUAUGUCAAACAAAGGAAGAAGAAGUUUCCUCAUCGGUGGAGGUUGCACGGCCUUUAUCAAGCCAAGGGCGACGAGGACCACCGACGAUAUGGGUUUGGAAGCUGCAACUAAGGCCCUGCUAGAUGCCGGUAUCACCUACGACUUGGUGGAACAGGCUGUGGUUGGAUACGUUUAUGGUGACUCUACGUGUGGACAGCGUGCCCUUUACAACCUUGGUCUCACCGGAAUACCCAUCACAAACGUGAACAACAAUUGUUCCACGGGCUCCACCGCUCUCUUCCAAGCCAAUAAUGCGGUCAAGUACGGCGCGGCAGAAUGUGCUCUCGCUCUGGGCUUCGAACAAAUGAAACCUGGCUCUCUGUCAAGCAAUUUCCCCGACCGUAAACCUCCAACGAUGCUUUUAGGGAUUCGAACAUCUGAGGUUGAGCAACGGAUCGGUGAAAACCAUGGACCAUCUGCUCCUAGGCAGUUUGCGAACGGUGCGAGAGAAUACUUUCUGAAAUAUGGUGGUGGAGUUGAACAUCUUGCUAAAAUUGCAUCUAAAAACCACAAGCAUUCAGUCAACAACCCUUAUUCUCAAUUCCGGGAUGGAUGGAGCGUCGAACAAGUCUUGAAGGCACCAAAAAUCACCAACGAACUGACCAAAUUCAUGUGCAGUCCAACCUCAGAUGGUGCUGCAUGUUGCAUUGUUGCAUCCGAAGAUUUUGUUCACAAGCACAAGCUCGAAAACCAAGCCAUUGAAAUUGUUGCACAAGCCCUCACGACUGAUUCUCCUCUCACUUUCGAGGCGGACAGUGCCAUGGAAGUCGUCGGAUACUCCAUGUCAAAGAAUUGUGCAGACAAGGUUUUCAAAGACGCUGGUUUUGGACCUGGAGAAGGAAGGGACCAAGUCGGUGUCGUGGAAUUGCAUGAUUGUUUCGCGGCCAAUGAGUUGAUUAUGUAUCCCGCGCUCGGUCUUUGCAAGUUGGAAGACGCACCAAAAUUGGUAGAUCAGGGUGACAACACUUACGGAGGCAAGUAUGUCAUCAAUCCUAGCGGUGGUCUCGAAGCUAAGGGCCAUCCACUCGGCGCAACUGGAUUGGGGAUGCACUUCUACAUCAUGAUGCAACUCCGAAACUGGGCGGGACCGAUGCAAGCUCCUGGUCUCUUCGAUACUCGCGAUUCACGAGGUAAAUACGGGUUGGUACACAACGUAGGGUUGGGUGGUGCUGUUGUAGUUUCGUUACUCCGGAGGCCUGAAUUUUUCAAGUCUGAUGGUCCAGAUGGCAGAGAUCGUGUUGGUUACAAUCAUGCACAUGAAUGUCGAAGGGUCACAAUGUCAGACGUGGAUAAGGUAAAGUCGAAGCAGGCGUCCAAGUAUGUCUUGCAGCACGCUAAGCUUUGAGCUGCCACCUGCGCAAGUUAUGUACGAGUAUCUAUCCCUUGUUUUUACUGGAACGCACUGUAUUUUUGAUUUGCUAAUAGUACGUGAUCGACAACGACACGAAGAAUUCAAACGGCUGAACUCGACGCCUCGGCGCAAACAAGUCCAGC
This is a messenger RNA of Marasmius oreades (fairy-ring Marasmius), 1560 nucleotides long. RefSeq lists its product as uncharacterized. Gene Ontology annotation, molecular function: acyltransferase activity, transferring groups other than amino-acyl groups. The coding region runs from base 29 to 1411 and encodes 460 amino acids. NCBI's taxonomy places the organism in Eukaryota, Fungi, Basidiomycota, Agaricomycetes, Agaricales, Marasmiaceae. The transcript has 12 exons. The record is from RefSeq and is a predicted model, not a curated record.